CAUUCGGUAUACUUGCAGGUACAUUGACGUUUUUGGCCCCCUCUUGCCGUCAUUUAGUGUAAGUGCGGGCAACAUGGCGGCCCCCGUAAGGAUGCUCCUUUUCUCCGCGUUCAGACACUCCUGCCGGCGAUUGAGCACGACGCGGGUAGCUCAAGGGGGUGAAAAGUGGAGGAAAGAGCAUGGACUCGCACGCAGUGGCAGCGAAUAUGGGCCUCUAACAGAUCUCCCCGAUUGGUCUUUCGCAGAUGGCAGGCCAGCACCACCAAUGAAGGGCUUUUUGAGAAGAAGACAGGAGAGGGAAGAAUUGGCAAGGCGCAUCGUUAUGCUCAACUCAGAGAUCGACAGAGGCAUUGAGUCGUGGCAACAAAGGCAGGAAGAAGCUCGAAGAAUCGAGGAGCACCAAAAGUCUCUGCUGCUCAAACCAAAAGGAAAGCUACUCAGGAAAAAGAAGGAGCCUGGCAAUUAGAAACAGCCUGGUAAAUAAAUCCACUUCCCUAUUUUGUCAUUGUGAAACGUCAAGUUCCGUGUGGCAUUUUCGUACAAUAAAUGAUAUCAACUGAUUUGGGGCUAUAUUUGGGUAUUUUCUGCUGGUGAAGUUUAUCCAGCUUCCACUGGAGGGCAGCAUUUCUCCACCAAAGGGGGCGGCAAUUGGUUGGCUCAAGCGCCAUUUUGUCCACUCUGCAAAGGGAGCCUCUGGGCAGGGGUGGACACAGUAUGGUCCGGGGGCCAUAUGCGGCCCACUCUCUUCUUUAAUCUGGCCCACCAAGCGUUUCUAUUAAUUCAGUCAGUAAUUGUAUUCAUUUUUUAAAACUAACUACAAUUUAAUUAAUGUAUAUAUUUUUAGUGUCAGUGUACCUUGUUAAAUUAUUUACUGUCAACAAAAUAAAUGUAUUUUGUAAUGAAAGAA
Hippocampus zosterae (dwarf seahorse) is the source of this 907-nucleotide messenger RNA. It is a transcript of the gene mrpl52, whose product is annotated as mitochondrial ribosomal protein L52. The coding region runs from base 74 to 466 and encodes 130 amino acids. Gene Ontology annotation, molecular function: structural constituent of ribosome. The transcript has 5 exons. Lineage: Eukaryota; Metazoa; Chordata; Actinopteri; Syngnathiformes; Syngnathidae. Gene Ontology annotation, biological process: mitochondrial translation. Gene Ontology annotation, cellular component: mitochondrial large ribosomal subunit. The record is from RefSeq and is a predicted model, not a curated record.